Messenger RNA from Drosophila simulans, 1225 nucleotides. RefSeq lists its product as uncharacterized. The coding region runs from base 234 to 1091 and encodes 285 amino acids. NCBI's taxonomy places the organism in Eukaryota, Metazoa, Arthropoda, Insecta, Diptera, Drosophilidae. The record is from RefSeq and is a predicted model, not a curated record. The transcript has 2 exons.
UACAUAAUAAAAUUUAAGUUAUAGGUAAUUUCUCACGUAAUACACCAAUACAUAAAUUGUGUUGCGCAUAAACGAACAUUCACAACGAUAUUGGAAUAAUGUCACUGUAGAGUGGGGUAACACUUUUAAAUGUGAACGCAGGCUGGAAAGUAUCAGCUGAUCGGAAGGCCAAACUGGAUAAUAACAAAAAUCACUAGAUUGUUAGCGCCAAGUAAACAAGUAUAUUCGACUCGAUGAUUUCAGACAGUCAGAAGAAAGGACUGCGGGAGUUACUUCUAAAUGACAAUAACUUAACUGUCCUGCUACAGUUGGCCAAAUGCGCCACCAAAAAUGUGUGCAAAACCGAAGACCCGGAGGAGGCCCUUCGUCUGAUCACUACACACAUUCCAGACAUUUACGUACUGCUUUCCAAGCGCGCUAUAACGAAGGAACUCCUCUUUACGUAUUUGAGCAAUCGACGCGCUGACGCAGCCACAGACUUUAGCAAGGCAGACCUCAUAGCCAAGGUUAUACAGUAUUGGAAGCAGGAGCAUCAAUCAAGCAUAGAGCUUUCCGGAGACCAGACAUCCAGCUCACUUCAUAAUCAGAGCGAAGAGGAUUAUCCCAUUCACAAGAUUGCGCGCAAGUUCGGCGAGUGGUUCUUCGAACGCUUCAACGCAGACGCCCUCAGUCUGGUGGAUUUGUGGGCAGAUGCGACCCUACAUCUAACGAUCAGAGCCAGUGAUGGAAUCAAUGAGCUGGAGUGUACGACGGCUGCCGAGGUGUUAUCGGCACUAACGAGCGCUAAGCAGCAGUUUGACUUUUACUUUAAUCCGAACCUGACGCACGCCGGAAUUCAGGGUCGAAUGGACUCGUACGGGCAGUUCUUAGUGAUCUGCUGCGGCACUCUGCACUCCCGUGAUAGCUGUGUCGGAAUCUUUGAAUGUGCCUUCGGGCUACUGCGGGACCCCUUGGCUGACAACAACUGGAAACCCAAAAAAGUGAAGUGCUUACUUAAAAGUGAAGCUCAGCCCCCAGCCCCCUAUCUGUGCUCGAGCGAAAUUCUGCACACAGCUCUGGAGCUGCCAGUAUCCACUGAUGACUUGAACUAGCGGACUGUUAUGUAUCAGCGCGUCCACAUGAAGUAUAAUUUUAAAAGGUACUGAAUACUUACUUGGACAGAACUACCGUAAUCAAUUAGCUCUAUGAAUGUUUUAAUCAAUAUACUCACGAGUUGAAACUGCAA